This is a messenger RNA of Silurus meridionalis, 1886 nucleotides long. RefSeq names its product fumarylacetoacetate hydrolase domain containing 1 (gene fahd1). Bases 265 to 936 code for a protein of 223 amino acids. Gene Ontology annotation, molecular function: acetylpyruvate hydrolase activity. NCBI's taxonomy places the organism in Eukaryota, Metazoa, Chordata, Actinopteri, Siluriformes, Siluridae. Gene Ontology annotation, cellular component: mitochondrion. The record is from RefSeq and is a predicted model, not a curated record. The transcript is spliced from 2 exons.
CAGUUUUGGUCGCAAUGUUGAUGGGACACAGCCCAUCUGUUCACCGCGACCAAAACACAGGCUACAUUUUCCUCAAAAGGAAGUCGUGUCAGUAGGACUGGUGGGGAAAAUAAACACCGUGUGCACGUCAAGGCACAUCUAUUCAAAUAAUAUUGCUCGUAAAGACAUACCAAAGGUAUACGCCGCAGCUCCGAGUGCGCCGAGACCGCAGGCACGGACCAGCCAAGACUUAAAUAACAUGGUUGAGAAGAUUGAGCAGGGAGCAUGGGCACGCGCAGUGUGACUCGUUUUUGGGAAUGGGGUAGAAAGAUCAUCUGCGUGGGGCGUAAUUUCGCGGAGCACGCCAAAGAGCUGAAGAACGAGCUGCCCACGGAGCCCGUGCUGUUCCUGAAGCCGCCGACGGCGUACGUGAAGGAGGGCUCCGAGAUCCUCGUGCCUCACUACUCCUCCGAUCUGCACCAUGAAGUGGAGCUCGGCGUGGUGCUGGGGAAAGCGGGCAGAGAGAUCCCCCUGAGCUCCGCCAUGGAGCAUGUCGCCGGAUACGCGCUGUGCUUGGACAUGACCGCGCGAGAUGUUCAGGACAAGUGCAAAGCCAAAGGGCUUCCCUGGACCCUCGCCAAAGCCUUCGACACGUCCUGUCCCGUGAGCGACUUUAUCCCCAAAGAGAGAAUCCCAGAUCCGGCACGGGUCGAGCUGUGGCUCAAGGUGAACGGCGUGACUCGACAGAGAGGCAGCACGGCGCACAUGAUCUUCUCCGUGCCUUACCUGAUCAGCUAUAUCAGUGGGGUCAUGGCGUUAGAGGAAGGAGACCUCAUACUCACCGGGACCCCCAAAGGGGUUGGAGCCGUGCACGAGCACGACGAGAUUCAGGCCGGUAUCGAUGACGUCAUCAGCAUGACGUUUAAAGUCAGCAGACGGGCUUCGAUAACCCAAUGAGACCAGUCCAGUCGAUUUAUCGAUGCUGCUUUUAGUUUUAAUCUCACAAGUCAUGUGGUCGAAAUAUAUGCAAUCACACAAUAUAUGGCAACAAAGUUUGUGGACACCUGACCAUCACACUCAUGUUUACCUUCCUCAAACUGUAGCACACAAUUGUACAGAAUGUUUUCAUAUGUACCAGUAUUACAUUUGCUCUUCACUGGGGAUUACCACCAGACCUGUUCCAGCAUGACUAUACCCCUUUUACACAAAGUGAGCUCCACGGUUGGACUGGAAGAACUCCUGUCUUGACCUCAACAACACUGAACAUCUUUGUGGUGAACUGGAAUGCUGACUGAACCCCAUGCCUUCUUACUUAACAUCAGCUCCUGACCUCAUUAAGCACAAAUCCCCAAAGCCAUGCUCCAAAAUCUCAUGCAAAGUUUUCCCAGAAGCGUGGAUCUUAUUAUAACAGCAAAAUCUGGAGCAAAAUGUUUCAACAAGCACAUGAGUGUUGUGGUCAGGUGUCCAUAUACUUCUGGCCAUAAAGUGUACCAGUAAAAAUGCAAUCAAAAUAAAAACAUUUUAUUUGCAAUACAUAUAUAAUACAAUAACAAUUAUGAUAAUGCAGCAGAACACUGUAGAUUACUGUAAUUAUAUUUUGAUUAACACAAUACCUCUUAUAGCGCCACACUAAGGAAUUGAUUACAUAAAUAGUAGGAGGAAAAUAAUCGGUAAGAAAUUUAUUUAUAAUUUAAUGAAAAAAUGUUUUACAGCUUUCUGAAAAGCUCAAGAUUUUAAAUAAAACAGCAAAAAUGUAACCCAAACAUGAAUUAAGGGGAUAAAACAAUAUGUCAUAGUCUUGUCCUGGAUGGUCUGUGGACAACCUUUGGAUCCACCACCAUACUGGCCACUAUAAAGUGAUAACUGAAAAUGUUUAAAUGAAAUGAAAUAAAGUAUCUUAGCAAGGA